AUGUUGAUACAACUUUUAUCGCUACUAGCUCUUACACCUACCAUUCUAUGUCAAAACUACUUUGAUGUGUCUGACGGAGACAGCUACAUUCUCAGCACAAUACAAGAUGAAGAUAAAGAGUUGAAAAUUGACAACAUCUUACGCAACCCAUUGAACUACAAAGAUUUCCCUCCCUUGGUAAGUUCGCCCAAAAAGACAGAACGAACAUUGGAACAGGGACACAUCCCACAAUACGUAAUAGACUAUGCCCCCUUGGUGCAUUUAUACAGUGAGGAAAGAUAUCUCCCGUACGACAUUGGUGAAUAUGUCACCAAUUUCCAUGUAACAUUUGAAAAUGGGUCCGUGUACCCUGGCACUGAAGCCGAUAUGAAUUUGGACAAGUUGUCCAAGCUUAAACAUUCUUGCGAUUUGUUUUUGACUUCAAAUUCUGAUUUCGAUAAGGAUCCUGAUUGGAUCACUGGGGUCAAAAAUAAACCCAGUUUAAUCAAUGGAGAGAUCAAAAAUGCCCCAGCAACCUUAAUUGUUGUUGACAAAGGCUUUGGAUGGGUUGAUGCAUACUGGUUUUAUUUUUAUUCAUUCAAUUUGGGUCCAUUUGUUAUGGGCCAAGGUCCUUAUGGUAACCACGUGGGAGAUUGGGAACACUCAUUAGUGAGGUUUUAUAAAGGGGAACCAGUCAUUGUUUGGAUGUCAGCCCACGGUGGUGGUGGUGCAUUUUAUUAUCACAAUUUGGAAAAAUAUGCGUUAGACCCAAGACAUCCAGUCAUUUUCAGUGCCAGAGGAACGCAUGCCAACUACCCUAGCGUGGGACAACAUCCUCAUGAUUUGCCCUAUGAUAUACUAAGUGACUUUACGGACCGCGGCCCAUUGUGGAACCCAUCGAGAAACUACCUUGGAUACACCUAUGAUGGUAAAAAUGUCUAUCCAGCUACCAACAACUCCAACCCCAAGCAUAUUGGUCGGGAAUGGAAUUAUGGUAAUUGGCUAUCUUUCAAAGGACACUGGGGAGACCAACAACUUCCUGAUAAUGACAAGAGACAAACGUAUUCUUUUAUUGGAGGAUACAAGUACAUCAAUGGACCUACGGGCCCACUUAUGAAGAACCUACUCAGAGUUGUGCCUUGCGAACGGGCAAAAUGGUGGAAUUUUUGGAGUGGGUGCAACGUUCGUCAAAAUAUUAAAUGGGGCGUUGGUAUAGAAAGUGAAGGAUAUAAUUGUGGCAACUUGUUCGUCAAGGUCCGUCCUAGGUGGUUAAAGACAAUUUUACAAAAAGUUACAUGGGGUGGUGGGUUUUGUUAUAUUGUGGAUUUGUUAUAUGGUUGA
Lodderomyces parapsilosis is the source of this 1320-nucleotide messenger RNA. RefSeq lists its product as uncharacterized. The transcript has a single exon. Lineage: Eukaryota; Fungi; Ascomycota; Pichiomycetes; Serinales; Debaryomycetaceae. The coding region runs from base 1 to 1320 and encodes 439 amino acids. The record is from RefSeq and is a predicted model, not a curated record.